Neopsephotus bourkii (Bourke's parrot) is the source of this 3468-nucleotide messenger RNA. Its product is annotated as syntaxin-binding protein 1. The record is from RefSeq and is a predicted model, not a curated record. Gene Ontology annotation, cellular component: secretory granule; plasma membrane. Bases 110 to 1921 code for a protein of 603 amino acids. Gene Ontology annotation, molecular function: syntaxin binding. The transcript is spliced from 20 exons. Lineage: Eukaryota; Metazoa; Chordata; Aves; Psittaciformes; Psittacidae. Gene Ontology annotation, biological process: neurotransmitter secretion; vesicle-mediated transport; intracellular protein transport.
CCCCCUCCCGCCGCAGCCACCCGCAGCCUCGCCCGGCUCCGGUGCGUGCGGGUGCCCCCCCCCAUAUCCAUCCCCCAGCCCCAGCCGCUGCGGACCCCCCCCCGGAGCCAUGGCCCCCAUCGGACUCAAGGCUGUGGUGGGAGAAAAGAUUAUGCACGAUGUGAUCCGGAAAGUGAAGAAGAAGGGAGAAUGGAAGGUGCUGGUGGUGGACCAGCUCAGCAUGCGGAUGCUCUCCUCCUGCUGCAAGAUGACCGACAUCAUGACUGAGGGCAUAACAAUUGUGGAAGACAUCAACAAGCGCCGGGAGCCGCUGCCCAGCCUGGAGGCCGUGUACCUCAUCACCCCCUCUGAGAAGUCCAUCCACUCCCUCAUCAACGACUUCAAGGAUCCCCCCACCUCCAAGUACAGAGCUGCCCAUGUCUUCUUCACUGACUCCUGCCCCGAUGCCCUCUUCAAUGAGCUGGUGAAGUCCCGUGCUGCCAAGGUCAUCAAGACCCUGACGGAGAUCAACAUUGCCUUCCUCCCUUCCGAGUCCCAGGUUUACUCCCUGGAUUCAGCUGACUCCUUCCAGAGCUUCUACAGCCCCCACAAGGCGCAGAUGAAGAACCCGAUCCUGGAGCGCCUGGCGGAGCAGAUCGCCACGCUCUGCGCCACGCUGAAGGAGUACCCGGCCGUGCGGUACCGGGGGGAUUACAAGGACAACGCCAUGCUGGCACAGCUCAUCCAGGACAAGCUGGAUGCUUACAAAGCUGAUGACCCCACCAUGGGCGAGGGUCCAGACAAGGCUCGUUCCCAGCUUCUCAUCCUGGACCGUGGCUUUGACCCUGCAUCCCCGGUGCUCCAUGAACUGACUUUCCAAGCCAUGAGCUACGACCUGCUGCCCAUCGAGAAUGAUGUCUACAAGUACGAGACCAGUGGCAUUGGGGAAGCCCGGAUUAAGGAGGUUCUCCUGGAUGAGGAUGACGACCUGUGGGUCACCCUGCGCCAUAAGCACAUCGCCGAGGUGUCCCAGGAGGUGACCCGCUCCCUGAAGGAGUUUUCUUCCAGCAAGAGGAUGAACACAGGCGAUAAGACUACCAUGAGAGACCUGUCCCAGAUGCUGAAGAAGAUGCCGCAGUACCAGAAGGAGCUCAGCAAGUACUCAACCCACCUUCACCUGGCUGAGGACUGCAUGAAGCACUACCAGGGCACGGUGGACAAGCUGUGCCGAGUCGAACAGGACCUGGCCAUGGGCACCGAUGCGGAAGGGGAGAAGAUCAAGGACCCCAUGAGGGCCAUUGUCCCCAUCCUGUUGGAUGGGAAUGUCAGCACCUAUGACAAGAUCCGCAUCAUCUUGCUCUACAUCUUCCUGAAGAACGGUAUCACUGAGGAGAACCUGAACAAGCUGAUCCAGCACGCUCAGAUCCCAGCUGAGGACAGCGAGAUCAUCACCAACAUGGCCCACCUCGGGGUGCCCAUCAUCACAGACUCCACCCUGCGCCGCCGGAGCAAGCCCGAGCGGAAGGAGCGGAUCAGUGAGCAGACCUACCAGCUGUCCCGAUGGACCCCGGUCAUCAAGGACAUCAUGGAGGAUGCCAUCGAUGACAAGCUGGACACCAAGCACUACCCGUACAUCUCCACCCGCUCCUCCGCCUCCUUCAGCACCACUGCUGUCAGUGCCCGCUAUGGCCACUGGCACAAGAACAAGGCCCCUGGCGAGUACCGGAGUGGUCCCCGCCUCAUCAUCUUCAUCCUGGGCGGUGUGAGCAUGAACGAGAUGCGCUGCGCCUACGAGGUGACACAAGCCAGUGGCAAGUGGGAAGUGCUAAUAGGUUCUACUCACAUUCUCACUCCCACCAAAUUUCUCAUGGACCUGAGGCACCCCGACUUCAGGGACUCCACUAGGGUAUCAUUUGAGGAUCAGGCUCCAGCAAUGGAGUGAGCCAGAGAAACCAAGGUCCACGCACAUCCUCACCCCACAGAAACUGCUGGACACGCUGAAGAAGCUCAAUAAGACAGAGGAGGAAAGCAGCAGUUAAAAGGAAGCGCUGCCGCCGCCACCACUCGAUGCCGAAUCCAACCUUCCCCCUGGGUGCAAGCAGCACCCGGCCCUGGCCCCGGCCCGGCUUUUGAUCUUGUUCUUGUGUUGAUUCCCCCCCUUAUUCCCCUCCCAGCGCUUUCCCAAUCUCAUUUUAUCCACAGGGAGGGGACAACAGCCCAAAAGGAACACAUUAAACCCGAUGCGUUGCGUUGAAAAGAGGAAAAGAACACAAAUUCUCUCUCUAUUUGUAGCUGCAGCUAUUGGGAGCACCCAGGGGCUCAUCACUGAGUGCUCCAUCAGCCCAUUGCUGGCCUUUUUCCCAACGCUCCUCCAGGGAAUGUGGUUCCAUGUGGAUGGAUAAUGGCUGAACACCCCCCCCCCCCCAUGGCUCCAGCCUCUGUGCAAGGCUGGGCUCUUCCUGUUAUGGGGUGGUGGGUGCUCCUGCCAGAUGUGCACGCCAACAUCUGGCAUGGAGGGGAAGGGGGGGGGUAAUCAGGCUGCACCCGAGAUGCUUCACGCUGUGGCAAUUCCCAUGUGAAAAGGGACCAAAAUGGUCAAAACCUGGAGAUGGGGCCUGUUUUGCUUGUAUGGCUGCUCCUCUGCCCUGCUGCAGCCCCCCCUUCUCUGGGUCUCUAUAUAUAUAGAAAGAGAGAGAUAUAUAUGACAGAACCCCUGGAUCUUUACAUAUAUAUCUCCCUCUCCAUCCAUCCCCAUGGAAGUCGGCGCUCCCAUGCCCGGCUCCUUGUGUCAUCCCGUGGUGAAUGAAGCAUCCCUGAGCGUGCCGUCACCCCGAGGCCCCCACCCCAGACUCUGUGUAUAUUAAUGACUGUGUCUGUGAUGUUCUUACAAGCUUGGUGUAUAGUGAUUUACCCAAACCUCGGGUUUUUAGUUGGUUUUUAUUGCCCCCCCCUCCCUUUUCCCUUGCCGUUAGGUGCACUGCAAUAUUUUGGGGUCCAUCGUUUUGUUCUUGAAGGCUGUGACCCCCCUUUUCCUUCCCUUAAAUCUCUCUUUCUUGCCUCGUUGGUGGUUCCCCCCCCUCAACCCCUUUCCUUCCCCAUCUAUUCCUUGCCCAUAAAGUUAAAUAUAUAUUUUUAGGGCAAAGGCUGUAUCAUUGCACUGAUCUUUGUUGGUUCCUCCUUGGUCCUCCCGCCCUGUUUGAGUUCCUUGGUUUUAGCAAUGCAAAUGCUUCAGGAUCUUGUAUGUUGGACAUUAUUAUUAUUAUUAUUUUUUCUGUUAACAGUUAUUUAUAUAAAAAAUAAUUUAUCAAAAAGGAAAACUUAAAAAAAAAAAAGAAUCUAGUCUGUCUUGGACCUUGUUUACCUUGGAAUUACUGGAAUCUAAAUGUUGGAAAGUGUUGAAGCACAAACAUGUAUCAUCUCUGUAUAUCUGUUCUUCUGUACUAAAGCACUCGAGUGACUCAAUAAAAGCGAUCUCCAUCCCUAGUGCAA